Messenger RNA from Argiope bruennichi, 1310 nucleotides. It is a transcript of the gene Rpn9, whose product is annotated as 26S proteasome non-ATPase regulatory subunit 13-like. The record is from RefSeq and is a predicted model, not a curated record. Gene Ontology annotation, molecular function: structural molecule activity. Gene Ontology annotation, cellular component: proteasome regulatory particle, lid subcomplex; cytosol; nucleus. Gene Ontology annotation, biological process: ubiquitin-dependent protein catabolic process. Bases 83 to 1216 code for a protein of 377 amino acids. The transcript has 13 exons. Lineage: Eukaryota; Metazoa; Arthropoda; Arachnida; Araneae; Araneidae.
UCUAUUGUCGUUCUGUAUUUUGUUUGAGUCACUGUCCAAAGAUUUGAGAAUUUGUCGAACUAGUUUUAAUUUCAUCGUCAAAAUGAGGGAUGUCAGUGCUUAUUUAUCUGCUCAACAAACGCAAGGCUCACCAGAAAAGGCUCAGGAAUGGGCACAAAUGGAAGAAUAUUACAACAAAAAAUUAUGGCAUCAACUUACUUUAAAGCUUACUGCUCUGGUGAAAAAUCCAAGUAUGCAACAAGGAAAAGCGUUAUUAGAGUUAUAUGAAAACUUCCUGGCUGAUUUUGAGAAUAAGAUCAAUCCCUUGUCCCUUGUAGAAAUCCUGAAGUUUGUUGUUCGACAGAUAGACGAUUAUGAUAAAAAGAUUGACUUUAUGACCAAAACCAAAGAAAAGGUUAAAGGUAACAAUGAAGCAGUUGUAUUAUGCAACAUCAUUCUUGGUCUUUUGAAGUUAGAAAAAUCAGAUUUGGAUGGCGUAAAAAAAAUUUUGGAAGAAACAGAGAAGAUGAUUGAUGAUAUGGAUGGCAUUAGUUCAGUUCAUGGACGCUAUUAUCAACUUAGCAGUGAUUAUCAUCAGAUAAAUGGUCAACAUGCCGAGUACUAUAGAGAUGCCCUGAGGUAUCUAGGUUGCACUGAUCUGUCAGAAAUUGAUGAGGAGGAGAAGAAAGCUAAAGCUUUCACAUUGUCAUUGGCAGCUCUGCUUGGAGAUGGAGUUUACAAUUUUGGUGAACUUCUCGCCCAUCCUAUUCUGAAUUCUCUUAAAGGUACCAGCAAAGAAUGGGUAGUUGAUCUUCUGUACACAUUUAAUAGUGGUAACUUGGGGAAAUAUGAAGAUCUCAGAAAACUUUGGUCAACACAAGCUGAUUUGUCUGCUCAUGAAAUUGCUUUGCGCCAGAAAAUAUCUCUGUUGUGCUUAAUGGAGAUGACUUUCAAAAGACCUGGUAAUAAUCGUGUGUUGUCAUUUUCUGAAAUUGCUAGUGAAACUAGACUUCCUGAAAAUGAGGUAGAGUUAUUGGUAAUGAAAGCAUUGUCAUUAGGACUUGUAAAAGGAUCCAUUGAUCAAGUAGAUAAAACUGUGAAUAUGUCUUGGGUGCAGCCACGUGUCCUAGAUAUUGAACAGAUUGGAGGUAUGAAACAAAGACUGGAUCACUGGUGCCAAGAGGUACAAAGUAUGGAACUUUUGCUUGAAAACAAAGCAUAUGAUAUUUUGACAUAAUAGUAGUAAUCAUCACAUAGUGUAUUUUAUCACGUCAGAAAAAUAACUCAUCUGAAACUGUACACCUUUUGCGUAAUAAAUGUUUCCGGUUUAA